Solanum lycopersicum (tomato) is the source of this 2061-nucleotide messenger RNA. Lineage: Eukaryota; Viridiplantae; Streptophyta; Magnoliopsida; Solanales; Solanaceae. The record is from RefSeq and is a predicted model, not a curated record.
AUGGAUCCUUAUCUCACUUGUAUACCUAUAAUAUUUGUUAAUUUAACUCAUGCUUCCAAGACUUCUGUAUGCAGGUGGACUGAUUCUCGGCCAGAUCCGCCUCUUCCACCUGGGGUUCUUUCUACGUCAUAUUCUUCACCACUUGUGCCAACUUUGAAUCCUGCUGGACAUUUGCCCCAGUCCUUUCAGAAAACUCGUUACCUUGCUGGCAAUGGCGAUGGAAAUCUUUUCCCUGUGGUUGCUUCUGUUCAACCUUGCUCUGAAUCUUUUCAUACCUCUCAACACGACUCUUCUGAGGCUAUACUCAAUACUUUACAGCCGCGAAGUGCUAAUGAUCUUGAGAGCGCUGCUCAGAAUGCUGUUUUGCAUGAACAGGAAAUUUCUGCACAAAAAGUAAUUCAAAGCCAAAGAGAAGCAAGAGAUGCAAGUGGACCUAAGGAUAAUUCGGAUAUUUUCUCUGGUCGUCAUGACCCAAAUGCUUUAAAGGAGCAUUUACUCCAAAUGACGGCAGACCAUCGUGUACAAAUGUCCUUAAAGCGUGGAAAGUCUGCACAGCCUGAGCAAGGUAAUGUGGAAAUUGGAAAUGGAUAUGGAGUGCCAGGUGGAGGUGCUUAUUACAGUGCCUCAAAUACCGAUGACUCGAUCUCCAAGACUAAUGGGGGUUCCGAACAUAAUUCUGGUAAAGAAUUACCUGAAUACCUCAAGAAGAAGUUGAAGGCUCGAGGUAUUCUUAAAGAUGAUUCAAAAAUAGAGAACCAUGGCAUAGCAAUCAAUAGCUCAAAGGCACAAUUACCAAAGACAUCAGAUGCCACUUUGCCUGUGGGAUGGAUCGAAUCCAGGGACCCUACAAGUGGUGCUUUAUAUUAUUAUAAUGGAAGUACUGGGAAAAGUCAGUGGGGAAGACCUACUGAGGCUCCUGCACAAGUUUCUGGGGUGUGUUCGGGACUUCCUGAAUAUUGGCAGGAGGUUCUUGAUGAAUCAACUGGUCAAAAAUAUUACUAUAACUCACAGACUAAUGUAUCACAAUGGGAACAUCCUUCUAAACCACAGCAGGUUGCCAUUCAGCACCAUGAUGGAACAGUCACCAACAAUGCAACUAAUGUAACUUGGGUUGACCAAGCUUCCACAUUCCAGAGAUGCAUUGAAUGUGGGGGAUGGGGUGUGGGGCUUGUACAGUCAUGGGGUUACUGCAAACAUUGCACUCGAGUUCUCAAUCUUCCUCAAAGCCAGUAUGUGUCAGCAAAUGUGGAGAGACAACAACAAACUUCUGGGGAUGCAGGUGUCACAGAAGACUCUGAAAAAAAGUUUCAGAGGCAGAGGUCUAGUUUCAAACCACCAAUGAGUAAAAGCAACAAAAAAGACAAACGGAAACGCACAAAUGAUGAGGAUGAUGAAUUGGAUCCUAUGGAUCCAAGCUCUUAUUCGGAUGCUCCUAGGGGUGGUUGGGUUGUAGGUCUCAAAGGAGUGCAACCACGGGCAGCAGAUACCACUGCAACGGGUCCUCUCUUUCAGCAGCGCCCUUAUCCAUCUCCUGGAGCAGUCUUGCGUAAAAAUGCUGAAAUUGCUUCUCAAAGGAAAAAUACUAAGUCGAUUCUGACCCCUAUAUCCAAGAGAGGUGAUGGUAGUGAUGGACUGGGUGAUGCUGAUUGAAGAAUUUAAGCCAUUGUGUUAUAUUUAACUUUAAAUGAGGAUUCACAGAAAGGGAACUUUUCCCAGUUGAAGUUGCUGCACCACAAGGCGCUAGACAUUAUUUCCUUUUCUUCUUGACGUACUGCUGAAAGAGUUUCAUCCUAAAAUGCUAUAGGCAUGUAGAACAUAUAAUCUGCAGUUGAAAUGCUAGCGUCUAAAUUCCUUCUUCUUCGUCUUCUUCAGAAAAGACUUCCAAACUUCAUAAACAGGGACUGCUGUAGGAGCAUAAUAUUUAUUGUAAUGUUUGGCAUACGGUUCCUGUAACCAGAGAAUUGAGUAGUUUUUUUUUUCUUCUUUUUUGAGAAAGAGAUGUCAUGAAAAGGAAAAAAAUUGAGUUCUCUACAGUUGUUCGAAGUUAGAACACUUGGAUCC